Messenger RNA from Juglans regia (Persian walnut), 3140 nucleotides. RefSeq names its product aminodeoxychorismate synthase, chloroplastic. Lineage: Eukaryota; Viridiplantae; Streptophyta; Magnoliopsida; Fagales; Juglandaceae. Gene Ontology annotation, biological process: folic acid-containing compound biosynthetic process; L-tryptophan biosynthetic process. The transcript is spliced from 15 exons. The record is from RefSeq and is a predicted model, not a curated record. Bases 177 to 2960 code for a protein of 927 amino acids.
UCCGUGUUCCACCGCCAUUCCUCGCCUUGACGUAUCCUCCCCAAACCGCACAGCCUCUCUAUCUCUCUUUCGACAGAGGCAUUUCAUCAUACACAUUGAGCCAUGCUAUGAGGCACAGACCCAGUGGAGGUUACCUACUUACGCAUAGAAUUUGGCAUUCCCUGCUAUAGAUAAAUAUGAGUUUCUCUCUGUGUUCAUCAUCUUCCGAGCUAAAAUAUCACUGUGUUGAGGGACUGCGGCAUUCAAAUGUAAAUCCACCAGUGUCCAAACCUUCUGUAAGGGUUGGUAAUUCUACUAGAAGGGAUAAUAUUCAAAUGUCCGAUCGUGAUCCUAGGAAAAUUGCUGUUUCAAACCACGUAAUGCCAGGGCAAUUAGAAGGACCAUACCUUCUAAAGAAACCGCUAGAAAGGCCUAGUGAGAAGCUUGAGUAUGUGAGGACAUUGUUGAUUGACAACUAUGAUAGCUACACAUACAAUAUUUACCAGGAGUUAUCUAUUGUUAAUGGGUUUUUGAAAAUGUUGCUGCAACUUCGAAGGGGAAACCAUAGAGCCAUUGAAGUGCCUCCUGUGGUGGUGCAAAAUGAUGAAUGGACUUGGAAGGAUGUUUGCCACUACUUGUACGAGGAAAAUGCAUUUGAUAAUAUUGUUAUAUCACCAGGACCUGGUUCUCCAACAUGCUCGGCGGAUGUAGGAAUAUGCCUUCGUUUGCUGCUUGAGUGCCGGGAUAUCCCCAUUUUGGGUGUUUGCCUUGGACACCAGGCAUUAGGUUAUGUGCACGGUGCUCAAGUUGUCCAUGCAUCUGAACCAGUCCAUGGACGUCUGAGUGAAAUACAGCAUAAUGGGUGCCAACUGUUUCAUGACAUUCCUUCUGGAAGAACUUCAGGGUUCAAGGUGGUUCGAUAUCAUUCACUUGUAAUAGAUCCUGAAUCUCUCCCAGAGGAACUCAUUCCUAUAGCUUGGACCUCUUCCAGCGAUGCACUUUCUUUUCUUGAGACCCGUAAGUCUAACACUAUCUCAGAUGAUUGUGAGAGUCAGAUUGGAUGUAGUAGGUCUGCAAAAUCUUUUUUGGAAUGUGAAAAUGGAAGUCGCCGGCCUUUCGUCUUGUCUGACAAAAGCAAAAGAGUUAUCAUGGGCAUCAUGCACUCUUCCAGGCCACAUUAUGGUUUGCAGUUUCAUCCAGAGAGUGUUGCUACACAUUAUGGGAGGCAAAUAUUCAGUAACUUUAGAAAGAUAACAGAGGAUUACUGGCUGAGAUUGAGGCCAUACACUGCACGCAUGCAGGUACCCUGUGCCAGUCAACUGUUCAGAGAAGUUCCUAGAAGUAGGCAUAUAGUGAAUAAUGCAGGUGACCAAUUAUACAGAAAAGCUUCCCAAAUUAGCCAAUUAACACAUAAUGCAUAUAAGAAGAGUUAUUCUGGUGUGUCCAACAUGGUAAAUAUUUCCCAUCCAAGCACUGAUGUUAGAUUUCUGAGACUUGAAUGGAGGAAAUUUGAUCACUUGGCCAGCCAAGUUGGCGGGGCACAAAGUAUAUUUUGUGAAUUGUUUGGACAUCAUAAAGCUGAAAACACCUUUUGGUUGGACAGUUCUUCAAUAGAAAAGAAAAGAGCACGCUUUUCAUUCAUGGGGGGGAAAGGUGGGUCUCUUUGGAAGCAGUUGACAUACAGAUUAUCUGAUCAAAGUGAUAUGACUUUUAAAGGUGGAGGUUAUUUAUUGAUUGAGGAUGCUCAUGGCUCUACCAAAAGCAAAUGCUUGGAAGAAGGUUUUCUUGAUUUUUUGAACAAGGAGCUUCUGUCCUUCCGUUACGAAGAGAAAGAUUAUGAAGGACUUCCCUUCGACUUUCAUGGUGGAUAUAUUGGUUAUCUCGGGUAUAACCUUAAAGCUGAAUGCGGUGUUGUAUCUAACCGCCACAAAUCUAGGUCUCCAGAUGCUUGCUUUUUCUUUGCUGAUAAUCUUCUUGUUGUUGAUCACUACAAUGAUGAUGUUUACAUAUUGUGUCUACGUGAGGAAUGCACAGCCAUGACAUCAUGGUUGGAUAGUACGGAAGAGAAGCUUUUCAGCUUAAAACUGUCUGCGAUAAGGCUAGAAGAGCAGAAUUUCCAGGUUGCAAAUUUUUCUCCAUUUGAGGCAGGCUUUCGUGCUGAGAAAUCAAGAGAGCAAUAUAUGGAGGAUGUCGAAAAGUCUCUGAGAUACAUCAAAGAUGGAGAAAGCUAUGAGUUAUGUCUCACAACUCAGAUUAGAAAAAGUAUUGGGGAAAUAGAUUCCCUGGGACUUUACCUUCACCUAAGACAAAAAAACCCAGCACCAUAUGCUGCCUGGCUUAAUUUUUCGAAGGAAAAUUUAUGUGUCUGCUGUUCCUCCCCUGAGAGGUUCCUUCGACUGGACAGAAAUGGUACAUUGGAAGCCAAGCCUAUUAAGGGUACUGUGGCCCGUGGCGAGACAGUGGAGGAUGAUGAACAACGCAAGCUGCAACUGCAAUAUAGUGAAAAGGAUCAGGCCGAGAAUUUAAUGAUUGUUGAUCUUCUAAGGAAUGACCUUGGCCGUGUCUGCGAGCCUGGCUCUGUUCAUGUGCCCCAUCUUAUGGAUGUGGAAUCAUAUGCGACUGUUCACACCAUGGUGAGUACAAUCCGUGGAAAAAAGAAGUCGGAGGUAAGUGUAGUUGACUGUGUGAGAGCUGCAUUUCCAGGUGGCUCAAUGACAGGUGCACCAAAGUUGAGAUCAAUGGAACUGCUCGAUUGUCUUGAAAGCAGUUCACGAGGGAUCUACUCGGGCUCCAUUGGAUUUUUCUCAUAUAACCAGACAUUCGAUCUGAAUAUCGUUAUACGAACAGUAGUUGUGCAUGAAGGUGAAGCUUCGAUAGGAGCAGGAGGGGCCAUUGUGGCUCUAUCCAAUCCAGAAGCCGAGUACGAAGAAAUGAUUUUGAAAACACGAGCUCCGGCAAAGGCUGUGAUGGAAUUUCUCUAGCGAGUUAUCAUUGUGCGCUGUGGCUAAUCCAUUUGCAAAUGUGAUAGAUUGAUUCUACGACUAUAGAAGAAAGAAAAUUGUAGAGGCCUGCAAACUGCAGCAAUGUAACAUUUUAAUGUAGCUUUUAUUAUUAUUGGAUUCAUGAUUGACAUUAUUUUGUUUUUUUAAAAUAAUGAUUAC